AUGCCUAAAUCCAAAAGAGAUAAGAAAGUGUCGCUAACUAAAACUAAUAAAAAGGGUCUUCUACUUAAACAAAAGACUAUUGAAGAAAUAAGAAAUUCUCUGUCUAAAUAUGAACAUAUAUUUCUUUUUACUGUUGAUAACAUGCGAAACACAAAGUUGAAGGACUUGCGUAAUGAUUGGAAAGACUCUCGGUUUUUCUUUGGUAAAAACAAAGUCAUGGCAAUAGCUCUUGGGAGAACUAAAAGUGAUGAAGUAGAAGAUCAACUUAAUUUACUCUCCAAAAAAUUAAAGGGUCAAUGUGGCUUACUGAUGACUAACAGGGAUGUUGUAGAGGUAUUAGAAUAUUUCAAAAAUUUCCGUGAGACUGAAUAUGCAAGAGCUGGAUUUGUUGCUACUCGUGAUGUUAUUUUACCAAAAGGGCCACUUGAAGAUUUUUCUCACACUAUUGAACCACAUCUUCGUCGCUUGGGGCUACCUACAUCACUUGAACGAGGAGUUAUUCAUCUGAUAAAAGAAUAUCAGGUAUGUAAAAAAGGUGCUCAAUUAACACCAGAGCAAGCAAGUAUCUUAAAACUCUUGGCAAUACAGUUGGCUAAAUUUAAAGUUCUUAUUAAGUGCCACUGGACAAAAGGUAAAGGAUUUCAUAAAGAUAUUGAUCUACCAUCAGAUGAAGAAGUUAGUGAUGAUGAGAAUAAUGAACUUGCAGAGGAACCAAUGGAGGAUGAUGAAACU
Molecule: messenger RNA, 732 nt
Organism: Brenthis ino (lesser marbled fritillary)
Lineage: Eukaryota; Metazoa; Arthropoda; Insecta; Lepidoptera; Nymphalidae
Source: the annotation of a GenBank genome assembly